AUGGCGCGAACUAAAGUUCCUCCUAUUGCGACUCAAGAUUCUACUUCUCAUAUUGAGAAAGGAGUUGGUUCUUCCGAGUCUCAAGAAACUUCAUCUAGUUCUUUUACAUCAUUUUCCUCAACCCCAACAUGCCCCAAUUGCAGUAUUACAUUUGCAGAACUAUCAGAUAUGGACUUUCGUAGUCACGUGGCUGCAUGCAGUCGGCCAUCCACAGCGGAAUCAGUGGGAACUAUUACUACUUCAGGUAGUUCUCUAUCACCACCUCCUACUUCACUUGAGAAUGUAUAUGCUUCAGCAAAAUAUUUAUCCAAUAAGGAUGGGCCGAGACCAGAUUUGCAUUUCGAUUACAAUGCAGCUCAAGAGCCUGCUAUUGCCAUCGCUGACGCUGACGCCGACGAAGAAGAUUUCGAUCCAGAAAAUCAUGAUCGGAUUCGACCAUACAUCGAUCCAAAUUCUGAAUUCGACUACUAUGAUCAAGCCGAGGGUCAUGAAGAGCACGAUGUAGAUAUCAAUGAUCCAGAUAUUGGUCUCAAGUUCAAAUAUCCCAAGCUUCCCCCGGUGGAGCACUUCGAAAAAUACCUGAAAAAUCCUAGCGAAAUGUCAUAUGAUGAACUAUACAAAAGAGCUGCGAUUGUGAGCACAACUGUUUUAGCUGCUUGGCAAAGGGAGUUUGAUGCAAUUGAUGAGGAAAUUUACGCAUAUGAAUCCCAGGAGAAAGAACGACUUCAAUUCGAAAAGGAGGCCGAGAAAGCCCUAGAAGAGGCAGACAGACUUGCCGAGCAAUUGGACAGAGAUGAACUGGUAGCUACUGCAAAACAUUACGCAGUGGAAUUGAAAUCAAAGACUCCAGACUGGACAACUUUCAUCAAUAAGUAUCAUAAAGACGAUGAAUUUCGUCUACGUCUCGAAAGUCUUCGGGACCCACAAUUCAGAGCCAAACUUCAAAGACAGGCUUUCGUUAGAGAACAAGAGAAGCAAAAGCUUAAGCAAAAGGAACUAAAAGAGUCAAAUAAGCUAAAACUUCUCAACGAGCCACUGCCUGAGAUUAAAUUGACUAAAGAAGAGAUAGAAGCCGAGAAAAGAAAAGCAGGACGUCUGAUAGAUCCCACAAAGUGGGAUGACAUGAAGCAAGCUGAGGUAUACGGUUUUGAAUAUUCUUCCCAUCCAAAACAUAUUGGUGCGCAACCAAUUCCAUCGGCCUCUAGAAAGCGUGGUGGUAUGGGAGAAAUAGAUAUGAGUGAAGGUAGAAGUGGUCGAGCUCAACGAAUGGCUACGAGGAAAAUGUACGAUCUAAGUACACCAGAGGAUGAAUCAGACGGUUUACCAGCAAAACGACAACGCAAGGUUCGAGUUCUUGACGAUGCUAUUGGAGAGUUAUCAAAGUCUCCUCGAAAACAAAGCCGAAGUCAAACCCCCAUCAGAAGAACUUUUCCAUCGGGGAAACCCAUUGGAAGGCCACCAAAAUCUUUGUCAAAGCUCAAGGAUGUUCAGCUUGCAUCUGGCGAAGAUGAGACGAUACUUGAAGAUGAAUCCAUUAAAGACGAAGAUAUUUCUCGACAUCUCCUGCCAGCCGAACAAGAGCAACUACAGCAAUCGGCCGAAUUACUUGUUAAUCAAAUCGCCGAAGAAUUACCCGCUGAACCGGUUGUAAAAAAGAAGCAUGCAGGUGGUAGGCCACGGAAGCAUCCGCUUCCCGUUCCUGCUCCUGUGGCUGUUGUUGACGUUAUGAACCCCGCAGAACAAAAUACUACAGCAGUAUCCGAGACCCCUGCGGCAAUCGUACCUCCUAUCAAGCCCAAGGCUAAAGUUAUCAAACCAAAGAAGCAACCAGCCAAGUCAGCCAAAUCCGGUGGCCGGGUCAAGAAGGAAGCUAAUAUCGAACCAAGUGCCGAAACUGAGGAAGAAAAUGCAAUCUUGCCAACAACCGAGCACGAUGAUGACUCGGAUUCAGAAGCAACUGAGGCGAUCAACUCAAGGCGCGACAGCUCAUCAUCGCAGUCAACUAUCUCUUCUUAUGCUACUAGAAAUCGUGCAGCAGCAUCCGUCGAAAAGUCAACUUCAAUUCAAGAGUCCCCCAGGAAAGUUGUACGAGGAAAACGUAAUAGUAGAUCGAGCGAAACUCCUGUCGCCAAUUCUCAAUUACUAAAGGCACGGAAGCCGCGUGGAAAACAGGCAACGAUUGAGGAGGAUGAAGAAGCGGAGCCGUCACAUGAACCAAUCAUCAAGAAAGAAGCGACUCCAACCGCACAUCCGAUAACCUCACCUUCAUCGUCCCGAACUAAACGCAAGCGAACAGUUGAAAUCAAUUCUGACGCGCCAACAGCUCCGAGUGCUUCCCCUACCAAGAAGGCUCGUAAAGGUCGCCCUACCAAAUCCUUAUCAGCGCCCUCCGAGGGGUCUCUUAUUAUUUCGGCUUCAUCGUCAAAAAUCAAGAUAAACAAGAGGGCUAAAGGACCUCUUGCAAGAAUUCUUCCACCUCGUGAACCCAGUACUCGAGCUCGUCGGGCUCCAAAGGCUAUUCGAAAUACCGAUGAUGCCAACGAGGAUGAAGAGGAUGAAGAUGAGUUGCAAAUGCCAGCAACAGAAUAUGAAAGGUAUCAAGCUUUGGCUGACCCAAGGAGUCCCAUUACAUUGGGAAAGAGAAUUCGAAAAAGCGUCAUUGAUCUCAGAACAGCUAUGGAAGGUGGUGAUGAUGAGGAUGGCGAUGACGAGUUUGAGGGGUGA
This is a messenger RNA of Botrytis byssoidea, 2724 nucleotides long. RefSeq lists its product as uncharacterized. Lineage: Eukaryota; Fungi; Ascomycota; Leotiomycetes; Helotiales; Sclerotiniaceae. The coding region runs from base 1 to 2724 and encodes 907 amino acids. The transcript has 4 exons. The record is from RefSeq and is a predicted model, not a curated record.